Messenger RNA from Maniola jurtina (meadow brown), 571 nucleotides. It is a transcript of the gene Tim9a, whose product is annotated as mitochondrial import inner membrane translocase subunit Tim9-like. The coding region runs from base 214 to 489 and encodes 91 amino acids. The transcript has 3 exons. Lineage: Eukaryota; Metazoa; Arthropoda; Insecta; Lepidoptera; Nymphalidae. The record is from RefSeq and is a predicted model, not a curated record.
CAUUUGUCAAUAAACUUUUUUCUGGUCGGUGUCAUGUGUCAAUAACAAAAAUCUAACCUCAAAAGUUACCGUUUUUGUGAUUUCUUUGGAAUUCAGAUUUUUAGCGCUUGAAUUAUUAAAAGGAAUUUUGAUAUUAUAGAUCAAGAGCAUUUCAUGCAUUUGUAGACAUUCAGCAAGUAAAACAUUCCUUUAUAUAUUUAAUUUUUCUCAAAAAUGACUUCCCCGCAAGUAAUGAGUGAAGCUGAUCAAAUUAAAACGUUCAAAGAUUUCUUGGUUCAGUACAAUAAACUGUCAGAACUUUGCUUCAAUGACUGCAUACAUGACUUCACUUCGAGAAAUCUGCGAGCCUCAGAGGACAAAUGCACAGCAAAUUGUAUGGAGAAGUACUUGAGGACCAACCAACGGGUUUCACAAAGGUUCCACGAGUUCCAGAUGAUAGCCAAUGAGAACAUGAUAGCGUUAGCCCAAAAGUCGGGUAAUCCAAGUUAAAGUUUGCUUUUUAAGUUAGUUAUAAUUUUUAUUUUAGUAGUGUUUUCGUUUGAAUGUUGAUUAAUAAAAUGUUGAAUAUUUU